Messenger RNA from Fomitiporia mediterranea MF3/22, 1086 nucleotides. Its product is annotated as kinase-like protein. NCBI's taxonomy places the organism in Eukaryota, Fungi, Basidiomycota, Agaricomycetes, Hymenochaetales, Hymenochaetaceae. The record is from RefSeq and is a predicted model, not a curated record. The transcript is spliced from 3 exons. Gene Ontology annotation, biological process: peptidyl-serine phosphorylation. Gene Ontology annotation, molecular function: cAMP-dependent protein kinase activity; ATP binding. Bases 1 to 1086 code for a protein of 361 amino acids. Gene Ontology annotation, cellular component: nucleus; cAMP-dependent protein kinase complex.
AUGCAGAAUACUGGAAGCAGUGCCGAAGGGGACGUCGGUGCAGAGUAUGACUCUGUUGGAGGUGAAGCACGUCUCCCUGCUAGCCAGCGUCCUAAGGGAAGAUAUAGCCUCAACGACUUUUCUUUGAUGCGUACUGUGGGCACCGGAAGUUUUGGUCGUGUUCACCUUGUACGGAGUAAACAUAACUUACGAUUUUACGCGAUAAAGGUUUUGAAUAAGGACAAGGUCGUGAGAACGAAACAGGUUCAACAUACGAAUAACGAACGCGAACUGCUUGAUCUAUGUGUACACCCCUUUAUUGUCAAUUUAUGGGGUACUUUUCAAGAUUCACGGAAUUUAUACAUGGUUAUGGAUUUCGUACCGGGUGGAGAGCUGUUUACGCUCUUGAGACGAUCAAACCGCUUCCCAGACCCUGUCGCAAAAUUCUACGCCGCCGAAGUCGCGUUAGCACUCAACCACCUCCACACGAUGCACAUCAUCUACCGAGACCUCAAACCCGAAAACGUUCUCCUCAAUCACGACGGGCAUAUCAAAAUCGCUGACUUCGGCUUCGCCAAGUUCUGCCCCAAUAUGACUUGGACGUUAUGCGGUACACCAGAUUACCUUGCUCCCGAAAUUGUCGGGCAGCAACGGUAUAAUAAAAGUGUGGAUUGGUAUGCACUGGGAGUUUUGAUUUUCGAGAUGCUUAGUGGACUACCGCCGUAUCACCAACCUGUACCAAACCCUGUGUUGUUAUAUGAACGUAUCGCAGCGGGUCCCGCACACAUUCACUGGCCCGCGUUCAGUUCCGAUGCAAAAGACCUCAUAUGCAAACUAAUGGAACCCGAUCCUUCACGGCGAUACGGAAAUUUACAACACGGUGCGGGUGACGUAUUCGCACAUGCAUGGUUCCGAGAAGUAGAUUGGGCGAAGUUGAGAGCGAGGGAGAUCGGUGCGCCGUAUAUACCGAGGAUUGAUGGGGAUGGGGAUGCUAGUGCUUUUGAACAUUAUCCAGAGGGAGAUGAAGUGAGGACGUAUGGACGGGAGGGAGAGGAUCCGUGGGGGAAGUUGUUCCCUGAGUUUGAUUAUAUGCCACUUGUCCCAUGA